Molecule: messenger RNA, 333 nt
Organism: Paramuricea clavata
Lineage: Eukaryota; Metazoa; Cnidaria; Anthozoa; Malacalcyonacea; Plexauridae
Source: the annotation of a GenBank genome assembly
AUGGAUUUAAGCAGACGACAAGGACGAAAGCGAACACUCCAUCAUAUACAAACAAUAAGAAAACAACCAAGUUCUAAGCUGUUCUUAGAGUCAAAAAAACAAAGUGUCAAUCCUGGAAAGGUUAACAUUCUUGAGUACGUGGUUGUAUGUGCUAUAAUCUUGUUUUUGGAAACAACCCACAACGUCGCACAAAUUCUUGAUGUCAAGAAGUACUAUGAUGAUAUAUUAAACUUGAUAGGGGUGCACGAGAUACCACUGCCUGUUAACAGUCGCUCAAUUGAAGACUUGCAAAGUGCAGUUAAAAAAGCAUAUGCCGUGAGGAAGACCAUAUGA